Messenger RNA from Vigna angularis (adzuki bean), 1010 nucleotides. RefSeq names its product non-specific lipid transfer protein GPI-anchored 14. NCBI's taxonomy places the organism in Eukaryota, Viridiplantae, Streptophyta, Magnoliopsida, Fabales, Fabaceae. The coding region runs from base 257 to 832 and encodes 191 amino acids. The transcript is spliced from 3 exons. The record is from RefSeq and is a predicted model, not a curated record.
GCAACCUUAGAAUAUUUUUUCUUCUCAGUUUCCAUAUUCUCAAACAUUUGGUGGGAAUACCCAUCAACAUUACACUACAAAACCAUCUGAUAAAUUCAAUCAUGAACAAGACAUUUCAUAUGUAGUAGCACUACAACUUAACAAAUUCUACCUAUAACCCUGUUGUGUGUAUUAAUCAUAAAUCUUUUUUCAUACCCUAUAACUACAAGUCUAUAUAAUCUGUCUCUACCCACUCAUUCAUUCAUCUGAAUUGAAAAUGUAUUCCAGAGCUGCACCGCCACACAUACUAGUGUUAGCAAUAACAUUGGUGUUGGUUAUGCAUGCAAAGGGGGAGUCAGCUCAAGAGAAACAGAAAUGUGCAGAAUCACUGACAGGGGUUGCAACGUGUCUGCCAUAUUUGGGUGGUGAGGGAAGAGCACCAACAGCAGAUUGUUGCAGUGGUCUCACACAAGCCUUGAAGAGCAACAAGAAGUGCAUCUGCGUUAUUCUCAAAGACAGGGAUGAUCCUGACCUUGGCUUGAAGAUUAAUAUUACAACUGCUGUUGGUCUCCCCUCUCUUUGCAAAACACCUGAUAAUCUCUCCCAGUGUCCUGCACUUCUGCACUUGGAUCCUAAAUCACGGGAAGCCCAAGCUUUUAAUCAAAAGGGUCAGAACUCCAAUGGUGACUCUGCCCGUCCUUCUCCCAGUUCCUCUGCUAGAGCAAGUUCUGAAAAUGGUAGAAACCAGGGGACUCAUGAAACGGACACAGCAAAGAAUGAUGCAUCUUAUAAAGGAAAGAGAUUGUUAGAAAGAUUUCUUGCAGUUGCAGGGCUUGUAAUUUGGGUUUUUUGAGCUCAGUCAGAUACUACCAAAUACGUUGUCUAUGAAAAUAUUGAAGAUUGUUAAAUUUUAUGCAGAAUUUGAGCAGAGUACGUUUACAACUGCUACAUUUAUCUGUCAUUACAAACUUGCCUACGAAAUAUAAUUCUACAAUAGUUGACUCAAUGAGAAAGGAUUCUUACUUCGUCAA